This is a messenger RNA of Talaromyces proteolyticus, 1623 nucleotides long. RefSeq names its product putative prenylcysteine lyase. The transcript is spliced from 2 exons. The coding region runs from base 1 to 1623 and encodes 540 amino acids. Lineage: Eukaryota; Fungi; Ascomycota; Eurotiomycetes; Eurotiales; Trichocomaceae. Gene Ontology annotation, biological process: prenylated protein catabolic process; prenylcysteine catabolic process. Gene Ontology annotation, molecular function: prenylcysteine oxidase activity. The record is from RefSeq and is a predicted model, not a curated record.
AUGCAGCUUUACCAGGAGCUAUUAUGCACAUUGUUCCUAAUAUGGGCAGCCGUUUUGGGGACGGAUGCAUAUAGUCAAAUUCCUUUGCGGUCAGAGACUGACAUAGGCGCUCGCAAAGUUGCUAUUAUAGGUGCUGGCUCUGCCGGGGCAUCGACUGCGUACUAUCUUCGUCAGUUUGCAGAUUACUCGGAUAUUCCCUUGAAUAUCACGGUGUUUGAGCGCAGUCAUUAUGUCGGAGGAAGAUCAAUAACUGUUGAUGUCUUUAACGACCCUCGGUAUCCAGUGGAGCUGGGAGCCUCAAUCUUCGUGUCCGUGAACUACAACCUCAUGGAGGCGGCGAAAAGGUUUGAUCUCAAAAUCUCUGGCGCGCCUCAGAGUCGUCCAGAAGAGAGCCAGGCAAUGUUAGGAAUAUGGGAUGGAGAACGUUUCGUCUAUGUGCAGAGCCAUUCUAUGACAUGGUGGGACACUGCGAAACUCCUGUGGCGAUAUGGACUGGCCCCGAUACGCACGCAGCGGCUUACAAAGAACGUUGUUGGGAAGUUCUUGAAUCUGUAUAAACCGCCAUACUUUCCUUUUCAGUCUCUGUCUUCUGCUGUGGUUGAACUUGAGCUCCACAAGGCUACGGCUGUUACUGGUGCGCAGUUUUUGGAAGCAAACGGCAUUUCUGACAGUUUCUCAAGUGAGAUUAUCCAAGCAAGUACCAGAGUCAACUACGGGCAAAAUCUUGGCUUGAUUCAUGGUUUGGAGACCAUAGUUUGCAUGGCAACGGAUGGUGCUGUCGCAAUUGAGGGCGGGAACUGGCGCAUCUUCUCCGGGAUGCUCGAUUUCUCUGGCGCAAAACUUGCUUUGAACACCACAGUCACAUCUAUCACACGUAAUGACGACGAUACUCUAACGCUCUCACACAUAACAAACAACAGUCCUCCAUCCGAAACGACCUUUGACGAUGUCGUGAUUGCGGCACCGUACCAGUCGAGUGGGAUUGAAAUAUCUCCAGCAUUUGAGCGCGUUCCUGACAAGAUUCCAUAUGUGAAACUAUACGUGACGCUAUUUGCAUCACCUCAUCAGAUUUCUCAAGCGUACUUCAAUCUAUCGAACCAAAAUGAAGUGCCAGAAAUGAUCUUAACCACACUGCCAAAAGGGGUGGACCUGGGUUCUCGCGAAGAUGGCGUGGGCCCGACUGGAUUCUGGAGUAUUAGCUUGCUGCGAGUAGUCGAUGCUCUGGUAGAAGGCUCUCUCCAAAAUCAUUAUGUUUACAAGGUUUUUUCACCCGAAAGACUAUCCGCAGAAUUUGUGGCUUCCAUACUCGGCGUCGAUUCACCUGCGGAAUCCGAGAAUACAACGAUUGGGGAUCUUCCAAGUCACCACGUCUCCUGGUUCCACGAAAAGACCUGGCAUUCUUACCCAUACGAGUACCCUCGCCAGACAUUUGAGGAGUCCAAGCUCGAGCGCAAUGUUUGGUAUACUGGUGGCAUCGAGAGCUUCAUUUCGACCAUGGAAACUAGCUCUCUUAUGGGAAUGAAUGUUGCUGGGCUGAUGGCGAACGAGUGGCCAGAGAUACUCCGCCCAAGCAAGCGGGUGAGCUGGAGCAGGUGGUUUGAACAACGCAACACCGAGUUAUAG